Messenger RNA from Danio rerio (zebrafish), 818 nucleotides. The record is from RefSeq and is a predicted model, not a curated record. NCBI's taxonomy places the organism in Eukaryota, Metazoa, Chordata, Actinopteri, Cypriniformes, Danionidae.
UUCACGGACCUGGGGAAACAGGUUACCAAGAUGCGGUCCACCCUGCUCCAGAUCACACGCCUCUACCGGGAGCUGAGGAAGGGAGAAGGGGGGAGAAGGAGGAGGAAGAGGGCGAGGAGAACCAGGUCGCCUCCUGCACCACCGGCUCCCGGGCGAGGGGCGGCCGGAGGUCCGACGCCCCCCGAGCCUCCGGAGGCUUUGGAACCCACUGCCUACCCGUUCCCGGACCACGUCCCCGCGCUGAACCUUCUCUUGGGGGAGUUCAAAGGGUACCAACUGGGCAGCGAGCCCACCGCGCGCCUGCGGAACAACGUCACUUCGAAGCUGGGGAGAAUCAAAGCCUUCCUUGGUUACAUGGCCAGGGGCACCGCGGAGCCAGGGAACUUCCUUUUCCUCAACCAACCAGCCCGAAUCCGAGCGUGGGCCGCCCUGCUAGGUCAGACCCACAUGGCCGAGCCCACCAGGCAGCACUAUCUGAAGAACGUGGGUCAGUUCCUGGACUACCUCUCGGAGACGCCGCCGGCCGCCUGUCAGCUCUCCAGCACGGCUCUGGUUCUGAUUCGAAGGGAGGUCAGAGCCCUCAUUCGCGGCAUACGCCGGCGUGUCGUCGUGCACGAGGUAAGGACCAAGCAGGCGAAGGAAAGCCGACUGAUCCCCAAGGCCAGCCUGGUGCGCUGUCACCGGACCGCUGGGAGGAAAAUUCCUGCCCUGCUAGGUAAGCAAGCCCUUCCGCCGUUCCAGCAAUUCCCCCUGUUCGUUCUUCCGGGGCACCAAUAGCCCUUGGUUCAUCCAGCCACGUCUGUCUGCCCCUCUCCCCC